CUCUAGGAGGAGCUGGGCCGGGACCCUGGAGGGCUCCGGCUAAUUAGCAUGUAGCUGAGCCGGGGGCCGCCUUUCCUCUGUUCCGUUGCUCUCCUAGCCUCGGCCCUUAGCUUGUCCCGCUGCGGUCCGGGACAACUUUUGAAGCGGGAACGGUCCUUGUUCCGCCUCUGCAGCUCUUCCUUCUUCCCCGGGACCGCAACCCCUCCUUCUCAUUCCCCCCCGCCCCCCCCCCCCCACUUCCCUGCAUCUUUCUCCCUUUCUCUCUCGCACACACGCACACACACCCGGACACACACGCUCGCUCUCUCUCUCACACACACACACGCGCGUGCACACGCCCCUGCCCCAGCCCCAGGCCGGUUCGCCUGGGCAUGUGAAGCUUGGGCGCCGGGAUCAUGGCCACGCCGUGCGCUCCGCUCUGGCCGCGGCUGCCUCCGUUCCUGCUGCUGCUGCUGCCACCGCUCCUGCUGCUGCUUGGGGUCUCCCAGACUCGGGGUUCGCCGCCUUUGCUGGUGCCCAGCGCCUCACCCUGGGGCCAGCUAAGCGGAGCUCCCCUCCCAACGGCGGAGCUGGAAGCCCAGCGGGAGCAGGAGCCGGACCUGGAGCCAGAGCCAGGCCCCCCUCUCAGGCUUCCACCGCCUCUGCUGCCUGUGUCCUGGGAGCGGGAGAACAGCACCCGGGCCCCGGCAUCCCCCGGCCCCGCCGACCCUCCUCCCCGCCUGGGAGCUGCGACGCCGCGGGGAGCGCUCAGGCGAACCUCCAGGGGCCGGAGCGCGAGCACGGCUGCCAUGAAAAGUCACAAGCCAGAUAAAAGUGCUGAGCUCCAAGGAGAAAAUUUCACUUCCUCCUCUCUCAAUUACAAAAACAUUUCAACUAUGGUCCUCAAAGGUCUUGAGAAGUUUCAGAAUUUCAACAGCAGCAGAACCACACUGGAUGCCUCAGGAAGCACCAGUCUAGCAUCGGAAAUAUCUGAAUCCAGAGGGAGUACGAUCUCCUCCAGUGAAAUGAAUGCUACUCUUUAUUCAGAGACACCCUCUGUCCCAUCCUCUCAGAAAAAUUCUUCAGCCCUGGAAAGUUUCCAUCAGGCUUCUGACAGUUUGGAGUCAGAUGGGCAGACCACCACCUUUGUGACUAUCUCAGAUUUUCUGACAAGGGAAAAAGAGAGGACAUUGAGGUCUCUAACUGACAUCACUCCCUCUAUGGAAACUGAAAAAAGAGUUAUUCCAUCUACAGAAACAUCCACUCCUUCCAGCUUGAUACAUUCUUCAACUUCUAUAUUAGAGACCAAAACAGCAAAUAUCUUCUCCCAGGGGAGAAAUCAUACAAAACUUCCAUGGCCACAUUUCUUCAGGACAUCAACUUACCCAUCUCCCUCAAGCAAGUCUUCAUCCCUUGAAAUUAGGACAGAACCAAACAACUCAAUUGCUGUAAAUACUUUGGUUAGUCAGACAGACAGGACAAACAUUUCUACCACAUUCAUCCAAGAUGUCUCAGAGACUCUUCUGUCAACUAAUAGAAGUUGGUUGGCAAAUGGAACUGAAGACUCAACCAGGUAUUCUGGAAUGACCAGCUUUUUAGGCUCAACUCAUGCUUCAUCUUCCUUAGGGAAGGCCAGAAGAAAAAGUACAGUCACAAGGGAUUCGAAUGAUGCAAAAUUCAUUAAACCUUCUACAGAUGGCACACUUGGACAUCCUUCUUCUGGGACCUCUGCUCUGUCUGUACAAAAUGACUCCCCAACCUUUGAAGGAGAUCAUCAGCUGCCCUUUAGUGACGCAGAUGUUGAGAAUGAUAAUUCUAAGACUCAGACUGCGGCUGGGCUCUAUCUUGAGACUUUUACCAGAGACGAGAAGAACACAUCCCAUUGGUCCAUCACCAACAAAAGUGCUUUUGUGGAUGUGAAUGAAAACUCCACUAUGUAUCCUGAAAUUAUGAACCCUUUAGUCCUGACUCAGAUCUCUAAGCAGUGGACAGGAAAUCGUACAGGUCCAGAUGAUACACAUCUCUUUGAGCCUUCCACAGAAUCUUCAUCAGCGUCUUCUUCAGAGAUGUCAGAUUCUUCAUUGCACCAUCAUCCUUUACACACAGAAGAUAGCCAUGAGCUAGGGAGAAGGUCAGGUUCAGAAGAAAGUACUUCCAGUUUUCUUCAUCCCAGUCCAGACACCUCAGCUACUUCAUCUAAGAAUGGAGAGAGAACAUUGCGAUCUCUUACCAAUAGCAGCCUGCCUUCUGAUGGAAUGGAGCACUCCACAAUGCAUCUCCAUGGCACAGAGAGCAUUCCUCAGAUGGGAGUCACAGACACCACAGAUUCAAUCUCAGCUUCGUCAGACGCAUUGCAGACCCAAGAAGCCACUGGAAGUAACCAUGGACCAAUGGGCAGCACACAUAUAGGAAAAAGGACACCUAGUUACCAUACAGACAGCACUUAUAUUUCAUCAACUUUCACCAAAGUGAAAGACAGGACAUUAUUGUCUAUUACAAAUAACAGCACCUCUCCAGACACCGUUGAAACCUCAACCAUUUAUCAUAGAACCUCCAGCUCCUCGGCUUUAGCACAGUCUCCUUCUGUUGCUGUUGUUACUGAUAGAAACAAUAUCUCAUCAAGUGAAGGGCAAUUUGUCAUUCCUUCCACUGAACCAUUGGUUGUGACUUCUUCUGAUUUAUCUACAUAUACAUCUACAACCAGUGUUCCCCCCAACACAGUGCUACUUCAGGCAUCUGAAUCUGUGUCCACUGGUGACUCAUCUUCAUCUUCAUCAUUGCCAUCUUUGCCAUCCCCUUCAGGGUCACAGCUAAGUCAACCAUCUUCCUCAACCCCAUGGCCAACACUGGCUUCUUCCCCACUCUUGUUUUCUAUGGAUGAAUCCUCCAAGUCCAUAUCUUCCUCAUCGUCACCUUUAUCAACCUACGGGGUAGAAUCCACCCCAUCCCCAAUAAUAUUUCAACAGUCAUCUUUACCACUCUUGUCUUCUACCUUAGUCCUCCCCAGUGGUGAUCUCUGGACAAGAGAGUCCUCUGUAACUUCGGCUGAUACACUGAAAGAAUUAUUCACUACUGUGGUUCACAGUAGCCCAUCAGUAGAUCAAAAGAAUCAAAGUGUCUCCUACCAGGAGAAAACCAAUAUGGAGUCAAAGUUACAACCUCCAAGUCUUCCACCAAUGGGAUCAAAAGAAGUGGAAAAUAAUAAUUCUAUAGCCAAGGCCCCUUUACCUCCAAUCCCAACAGAGUCCUUCAGAGAGCCAACCCUCCUGGCCACCAGCACCAAUUCAGCCCUGCCAUCACCAGUUAUGACAACCACAUCCCAUGCAACCAUUCCGUCUUCAACAAUUUCAACUGAUCUCCCACCUCCAAUAAGUGUUCUUACAACUGUGAAAGCAACAACCAAGAAAACCAUCCUGCCUAUUGGACCCAGGACUACGAUGUCUCAGAGAACCACAGAAGGUCCUAUAACCUCUGAAACCAGCAGAGUGCAGACAGAGGCUACUACCAAAGUGAUCCCUACCACUGGUAUAGUCACACCUGUGCAAGAACUGAGCUCAACAGGAAGAGAUCAAGAAGAGGCAAUUCCCACUGUCCAUUUUCCCACAGAAUCAUCUCUUUCCCCCCAAAUUACAAAGGCUUCUACUUCUACACUUUUGACUCUUAAGCCAACUACUAUAGUCCCAUUAAGCAGUGUGAAACCAUUGAUGACAUCACCCUCAACAACAGUCAACAGAUGUGCCACAAACCCUUGUCUUCAUGAUGGGAAAUGCAUUGUAGACUCCACUGGUCAUGGAUAUCGCUGUGUCUGUCCCUCUUCAUGGCAAGGUGAUGACUGCAGCAUAGAUGUGAACGAGUGCCUAUCAAAUCCCUGCCCACCUCUAGCCAUUUGCAACAACACCCAGGGAUCCUUCAACUGCAGAUGUCCCAUUGGGCACCAGUUAGAAAAAGGAGCCUGUAAUUUGGUUAGAACAUUUGUGACAGAAACUAAAUUAAGAAAAACUUUUGCUAAUACCACUGUUGAAAAGCAUUCAGAACUGCGUCAAGUUGAAGACGAGAUCAUCAAAAUGUUAAAUAUGUCUCUUUCAACAUUACCUGGUUAUGCCAGAUCUACUGUUCAAGCUGCCAGGGAUUCCAGCACCGUAGUUGUUUCACUGCAGACCACAUUUUCCUUGGCAUCCAAUGUGACGGUGAUUGAUUUGGCAGAAAGAGUACAGAAAUAUGUUAGCACCUGUACAGCCCCUGUAGAAACCUGCCAAUUCUUGAAGUCUCUGGGAGGACUCUUUACAAUUGGUAGUUUAUGUAAAAAGAAAAGUCCGGAAUGUGACAAAGAGACCUCCAUCUGCACCGAUUUGGAAGGCAUUGCCCUAUGUCAGUGCAAGGCUGGGUACUUCCAGUUUAACAAGAUGGAUCAUUCCUGCAGAGCAUGUGAAGAUGGAUACAGACUUGAAAAUGAAACCUGCAUGAGUUGCCCAUUUGGUCUUGGUGGUCUCAACUGUGGAAACCCUUAUCAGCUUAUCACUGUGGUGAUUGCAGCUGCUGGAGGUGGGCUCCUUCUCAUCCUAGGAAUCGCAUUGAUUGUUACCUGCUGCCGAAAGAAUAAAAAUGACAUAAGCAAACUCAUCUUCAAAAGUGGCGAUUUCCAAAUGUCUCCAUAUGCUGAGUACCCCAAGAACCCUCGAUCACAGGAAUGGGGCCGAGAGGCCAUUGAAAUGCAUGAAAAUGGAAGUACUAAGAACCUCCUCCAGAUGACAGAUGUCUAUUAUUCUCCCACAAACAUCAGGAAUCCAGAACUUGAACGAAAUGGUCUCUACCCUACCUACACUGGUUUGCCAGGAUCUCGGCAUUCUUGCAUAUUUCCCGGACAGUAUAAUCCUUCUUUCAUCAGUGAUGAGAGCAGGAGAAGAGACUACUUUUAACACCAUGGGACAGUGCAUAACCACUGCUGUUUUGUGUUAUUUACACAUGAAUUCUAUCUACUCAAGGAACAGAACCAGGAAGACUCCCCAAACACUUGCUGCUCUGCAGACCAUUCAAAGCUGAAGGUUACAUAGCAGACAAGGGAUGGGACAGAAGAUUUAAAGAUGGCAAAGACUGAAAGGAAUUGCUCAUUUACAGGCUGCUCAUUCUUUACUUUUCAGUGUUCAUAUGUGUUACUGUGAAAUGUGUUAAUGGGUCAGUGAGAACAGAUUUGCUUUUAGUGACAUGUCAUGAAUGCUACCACUAGGGAUGAGUGUAAA
This is a messenger RNA of Antechinus flavipes (yellow-footed antechinus), 5216 nucleotides long. It is a transcript of the gene HEG1, whose product is annotated as heart development protein with EGF like domains 1. Gene Ontology annotation, molecular function: calcium ion binding. Gene Ontology annotation, biological process: heart development. The transcript is spliced from 18 exons. Lineage: Eukaryota; Metazoa; Chordata; Mammalia; Dasyuromorphia; Dasyuridae. The record is from RefSeq and is a predicted model, not a curated record. The coding region runs from base 396 to 4895 and encodes 1499 amino acids.